AUGCAACGCAUCGACCCGAAACUUCCCGUACCACAGCAACCGACCCCAUUCUGCUCUCAAUACAUUGACGCUCAGGAAUUCCAAGUCAACAGCAAAAAUGCCUUCUCUCGGCUACAGCAAAAAGUGAAAAAAGCGAACAAAGCAGCCGACAAGUUACAGCGUGCCAAAGACGAUUUGCGACGAGCAGCGGAACUGGUGCAAGGCAAGCACUAUGUCUUUUGUGCCAUUGAUAUUGAAGCCUGGGAGCAAGACCACAGUAUCUUACUCGAGAUAGGAUGGAGCUUGUACGAUUCGAAAAGCGACCGAUAUAUGGAUCAGCACUAUCUGAUUAAUUCAUAUCGACAUCUGGAGAAUGGACGCUACGUGAGCGAUCAGAAAAUGCAGUUUGCAUUUGGUACGUCCGUAUGGUGCUCGCUGGACCAGGCGCUCAAAGAGUUAAAAAAGGAUCUGGAUUGGUGCGUGCAACGCGACGGCGGGUUCGUUCUAGUAGGGCACGGAUUGGAUAGCGAUUUAAGAUAUCUUCGAAAGGCCAAGUUCCUUUGGCCCGGGAGCAAUGGCCGAGGUGAUACGCUGGACGUUAACCAAAGCGCAUUGGUAACUAUCUGCAACACCGAUGAAAUGUAUGCAGCUUCGAUCAGCAACUUGCAUAACCCACCCUCGCUUGGAAGCACACUUGGAAUACUCGGGAUUGAUUGUUGGAAUUUACAUAAUGCUGGAAACGAUGCCCAUUACACGAUGCUGCUCUUUAUGGAGCUUAUCAAAAAAGCUAAUGGAUAA
Messenger RNA from Zychaea mexicana, 777 nucleotides. RefSeq lists its product as uncharacterized. Gene Ontology annotation, molecular function: nucleic acid binding. The coding region runs from base 1 to 777 and encodes 258 amino acids. The transcript is spliced from 2 exons. Gene Ontology annotation, cellular component: nucleus. The record is from RefSeq and is a predicted model, not a curated record. NCBI's taxonomy places the organism in Eukaryota, Fungi, Mucoromycota, Mucoromycetes, Mucorales, Lichtheimiaceae.